This is a messenger RNA of Nerophis lumbriciformis (worm pipefish), 1155 nucleotides long. The record is from RefSeq and is a predicted model, not a curated record. Lineage: Eukaryota; Metazoa; Chordata; Actinopteri; Syngnathiformes; Syngnathidae.
AUGUCCAACCCUAACCACGACCCCUUCUACUCGUCCCCCUUCGGACCCUUCUACCGGAGACACUCGCCCUACAUGGUGCAGCCCGAGUACCGGAUCUAUGAGAUGAACAAGCGGCUCCAGACGCGCACCGAGGAAAGUGACAGCUUGUGGUGGGACGCCUUUGCCACAGAAUUCUUUGAGGAGGAUGCCACGCUCACACUGUCCUUCUGUCUCGAGGAUGGACCAAAGAGAUACACGAUUGGACGGACGCUAAUCCCCCGCUACUUCAGCACGGUGUUCGAGGGCGGCGUCAGUGAGCUGCACUACAUCCUCAAGCACUCCAAGGAGUCCUUCCACAACUCGUGCAUCACGCUGGACUGCGACCAGUGCACCAUGGUCACCCAGCACGGCAAGCCCAUGUUCACCAAGGUUUGCACGGAAGGCCGUCUGAUCGUGGAGUUUGCCUUCGACGAUCUGAUGAGGAUCAAGACGUGGCACUUUACCAUCCGGCAGUACCGAGAGCUCAUCCCCCGCAGUAUAUUGGCCAUGCAUGCACAAGACCCUCAGGUGCUGGAGCAACUGUCCAAAAACAUCACACGCAUGGGUUUGACCAACUUUACCCUCAACUACCUCAGGUUGUGUGUCAUCCUGGAGCCCAUGCAGGAGCUCAUGUCCCGGCAUAAAACGUACAACCUCAGCCCGCGAGACUGUCUCAAGACAUGCCUGUUCCAAAAGUGGCAGAGGAUGGUGGCGCCGCCAGCCGGACACCCGCAGAACUUCAAAACGGAAAUUUUCCCCAGCAAUCACAAAAAAGCUGAGCCCGCCCGACAGACCACCGCCAAGCGGAGGAAACGGAAGAACUCUGCCAGCAGCGCCAGUAGCAGCGUAGGCGCCGCCGGCAAGAAGCGCAGCCCCGCCACCAACUUCAGCCUCUCCAGUCAGGACGUGAUGGUGGUAGGCGAGCCCACGCUGAUGGGCGGCGAAUUCGGCGACGAAGAUGAGCGUCUGAUCACGCGUCUGGAGAACACGCAGUACGAUGCCACCAACGGCCUGGAUGAUGAUGACGACUUCACCGGCUCGCCGGCGCUGACCAACAACGGGCCUUGGAGUGGCAAGGCGCCCAACGGCGGGCCCGAUAGCAAAGUGGAGAACGCGGCGCCGCAGGCCUCGCAGUAG